Molecule: messenger RNA, 438 nt
Organism: Caenorhabditis remanei
Lineage: Eukaryota; Metazoa; Nematoda; Chromadorea; Rhabditida; Rhabditidae
Exons: 2
Coding region: 1-438 (145 amino acids)
Source: RefSeq, a predicted model, not a curated record
AUGACCACCCCACACCGUCGUCGUCUCACCGACGACGUCUUCACCGCGGAUUCUGAUGACGAUGACGACGACGCGGAAUUCCGUUCAUCGACAUGGAAUUUCAUAGAGAACAACAAUUCCAGUCGAAGAUCUGAAAGUUAUUCGACGACGCCUCGUCCGAUGACACUUUUCAGCCGAGGGACUGGUGGAGGAAGAGCGAUGAGUAAUGGAAUGGAGACGAGGACAGCGUUUAGAGAGUUGCCAACCACACCCAUAAGUGCGACACGUACCGCUUCCACCUAUCAGUUUCACUACGUGACACGACGUGUGAGCAGCACUGGAGCCCGUCAUACUACUGUAGAGCUUGAGCACUCGGCUAGAGACUUGCCGCCGUCGGAUCAACAACAACAACAACCCGUGCAGGUAAUUAACUUAAUUAGUUUUGUAGAUCAAAACUAG